GGAGAGAAGCACAGAGAGAGUCUCGAGUUCAGAGAGUCUACGUUUCUCAGAGUGACAGAGAAUGGACAGAAGAAGAGAGACUGAAAAUGAAGGAAUCUGCUCUGCUGACCGAGUCACCAGGACUGAGCAAACUUCUUAAAGACAAAGAGAGUCUUCUAAUGGAGAGAAAUACACAACUGAUGGAAAAAGACAAACAAAUUCAAAAGAAAGAAAAACUUCUGAAAACAAUCGCAGAGACACUUCAGAUGAAGGACAAGAUGCUGGAAGAGAAAGAAACACUUCUCAGAGAGACAAAAAGAAAACUAGAACAGAUAAAUGAAGAAUGUGAGAUGAAUCAGAAACAGCUUAAAGAUAAAGACUCACAACUGGAGAAUCAGAUCAAACUGCUGAGAGAGAAAGAGACUCUACUGGAGAUCACAGUGAAAGAGGAGGAAAGCGGUAAAAAGCAGCUGGAGACUCUGAGAAAGGAACUGCAGGAGAAAGAACAACUUCUGACAGACAAUGUAAAAACACUGCAGAUGAAGGACAAUGAAUUAGAAGAGAAGGAGAAACUUCUCAGUGAAGUAAAAGAUGAACUGAAACAAACAAAGAAAUUAGAGGAGAAUCACAGAAUAAAAGUGGAAGAAAUGGAGAAAAGACUUGUGGAGAAAGAUGAAGAAUUAAAAGAGACAAAACAAGAACUGAAAGAUAAAAACACGAUUAUAAAAGAACAUUUAGAGACUGUUGAUAAGAGAGAUUCAUUAUUAAAGGAAACUAAUGAAAGAUUAGAAAGUGUUAAUAAACAGCUUAAAGAUAAAGACUCACAACUGGAGAAUCAGAUCAAACUGCUGAGAGAGAAAGAGACUCUACUGGAGAUCACAGUGAAAGAGGUGGAAAGCAGUAAAAAGCAGCUGGAGACUCUGAGAAAGGAACUGCCGGACAAGAGCAGCAAACUACAGGAGAUGAUGAUCCUACUGGAACAACAGAAAACUGAAGUGAGUGAAAAAGACAAACAGCUUGAAGAAAAGGAGAGACUUCUAAGUGAGAGAAACACACAGCUAAUGGAAAGAGACAAGCAGGUUGAGGAGAAAGACAGACUUCUAGAGGAGAGAAACAAGCAGCUGCAGGAGAGAACAGAUCCAGACUCAGCAGCUCCAGCCAGGAGGAGAAGCAGCAAAGAGGGGAAUCCUCCAGAAAUGAGUGGAGAAUCCUCUACUUCAGCCUCUCCAGAGUCACUUCCUGUAGCAGAGCUCAGGCUGGUGCUGCUGGGGAGGACUGGAUGUGGGAAGAGAGCAGCAGGAAACACCAUCCUGGGCAGAGAGGAGAGGAGCCAGGCUGGAGCGUCUACAGUAAGGCAGCAGAGUGAGAGCAGACAGGAGGAGGUGGCUGGGAGGCAGGUGACUGUGGUGGACACUCCUGACUGGUUCUGUCCUGGACUCUCUCUGGAGGAGCUGAGACAGGACGUGGGACUCUGUGUCCAUCUGUCUGCCCCAGGACCCCACGCCUUCCUCCUAGUCAUACCAGUGAAGCAGUCUACAGGAGAGGAGAGAGGCAUGCUGGAGAAAAUGGAGGAGAUUUUUGGAGAGAGAUGUUGGAGGAACACCAUGAUCCUUUUCACUGUGACUGAUGAAGUCCAAGAGAAGAACAUUGAAGAGUUUAUCCAGUCAGGAAAGCAGGAGGUCCAGAGGCUUGUAGAGAAAUGUGGGAACAGGUUUCACUGUCUCAGCAUUAAGGAGAGUGGAGAUGGUUCUCAAACCUCAGAGCUGCUGGAGAAGAUCGAGAAGAUGGUGAAGGGAAACAGAGAGAAAUUCUACAGCAGUGAGAUCUACCUGGAGACACAAUCUCAGAUCAGAACAAUGGAGACAAAUAUUAUGAAGGCAAGAGAAGAAACUAAGGCAAAGGAAGUGAGAAAAAUGAAAGAAAAACUAGAAAAGGAGGUGCAGAAGUCCCUGAGAAAGAUAGAGGGAUCCAUACAGGAGCAUAAAGGAGAGAUAAAACCACUGAAUGACCGAACAACUGAGCUAGAAAGAAGAAGGAAAGAAGAGAGGGAUGAAGAGAAAAAGAGAGAACUGGAACGAGAGCUGGAAAGAGAGUUAGAGAGAAGAACAGAAAUAGAUGAAAAGGUGAAGAAACUAAAAGAAAAGAGAGAGCGGGAGAGGAGAGAGAUGGAGGAGAGACACAGACAGGAGAUGGAGGAGAUCAGGGAGACGUAUGAAGGAGAAGCCAGAAUGGAGGCAGAGAGGAACCUCAUGAAGAUCAUCCUGCCUGAACUCCAGAGAAACAUUUUGGCCUCAAAGUCAAAGAUGCAGGAAGAGUUCAGCAGACAGAUGGAGGAGAAGGACAGAGAGCUGGAGAAACUGAGACUCAGAGUGAGAGAACUUAGUAGUACUUUACUUGAGGAGGUCCAUAAAUAUACAGGAGGAGCUGCCCAGGAGCAGAAGGAGGUCAGUAGGAGACUCUCAACAUGCUGAGAGAGCUCCUCUACUGCUGGACAUACAGACUGGAUAGAACAGGCUGGGUGGGUUUA
Molecule: messenger RNA, 2506 nt
Organism: Colossoma macropomum (tambaqui)
Lineage: Eukaryota; Metazoa; Chordata; Actinopteri; Characiformes; Serrasalmidae
Product: trichohyalin-like
Exons: 5
Coding region: 87-2450 (787 amino acids)
Molecular function (GO): GTP binding
Source: RefSeq, a predicted model, not a curated record